CAUCGCAGGGUAUUUUCUCCUAUCGUGGAAUCACCCUCCUGCUUCGUAUCGCCUUCUCGCAAACGCCCUCCUCGUCCUCCCAGCUUCCCUACUCCGAUUCCAAGGACCCUAACCCUAAUUCUCGAUCGAAGCUAAGGGAAGCGACGAGGGGGGAAUUCGGAAUCCAUGGCGGAAUUAUCGUCAUCCGGACGCUGAAUCUGUCCCCGAUCGGGCGGCGAUGAUGGAUCCGCCGCCGCCCGCGGAAGAGGAGAAGAAGGACCAACCACGGUCCCUGGCUAUCCCCCUCCCCUCUCCGUCCGCACCCCCGUCCCGGCGGGGCACUGCUGGCUCCGCCACCUCCUUCCGUAGCCUCCUCCCCAACGGCCCCCCCGCCGCCCCGGCCCCCUCCUCCUGGCUCGAGAUCCGCCUAUUCUACGUCCGGAUCACCCCCUGCGCCGCUGACGCCGUGCCCCCCCGCCUUACGCUCUCCCACCUCCGCCGCGAGAUGGGCGCCGCCCUCGAGAUCAACGGCGCCCGCGUCCCCAACUCGGAACCCACCCUCCUCCCCCUCCGCCGCGACCGCCUCGAUCGCGACGCCGCCGAGGUCACCUACGUCAGCACCGAGGGCGUCCGCCUCACCGGCGCCGUCGAUUUCGAGGUCUGCGAUGAUAGGGGCAAUUUGAUCCUCUGUGGCUCUUUUGAGAGGGUGGAGGCCCCCUGGAGCAAUGGGGUCAUCGGGUUCGACAAACAUUUGGGGUCCUCCGACAAGGAUCCGAAGACUGGGUGGGGCAUGGAUUGCUAUUCUGCGACAUCGAUUGCUUCGUCUGUGUUCGUGCAGCCAAAGCUUGGGAUCUCGUCCCCUUCGAUUGAGGUCUAUGUGGCUGGAUGUUAUGCGGGGGUUCCUUUAAUUCUUACGCAGACUGUUCAGCUCAGCCCAAGGCGGAAGGCCGCGAGGCCAGGAGUGCUGGAUGCGAUACCGGAGGAUGAAGAGGCCGCCGGGAGGGAGCAGGACAGCAGUGAAGGAUUGACUCAUCGCAGAUCAUCAUCAUCUGUUACAGAAGAGGUUGAUGAAUGUGAUCCAGAUAUGAAGGUUGGUCAUAGCUACUACCCUGAAGGUUGGUACUCAGAUGAUGAUGGCCAAUUAACAUGGUUCAAUGCCGGUGUUAGAGUCGGUGUUGGGAUAGGCUUGGGAAUGUGUGUUGGGAUAGGAAUUGGUGUGGGACUCCUCAUGCGUUCAUACCAGGCAACUACCAGAAACUUCAGGAGGCGGUUCUUCUAAGUUCAACCAGAGUGCCCGACUACACCUCGCGGCAAUACUCUUAGAAAAUUUUGACCACACCAGAAGCUCCUUUGGUGCCUCCUGUGCCGGCACACGAUUCGGCACCGACUGUGUAGUUCGUGGUUUGUUGAUUAGCUGGUUUUUCUGUAAAUGCUCAGCAGUAGAGCUGUUCUGUGUCUCUGCAAUGGAGAGCUGUUCUUUAUCUCAUUUGUGUAUGCUUGCACUUCGCUUCCUCGCAGACAGAAAAGUUGCCCGGCCAGACCAGCCAGGAAUGCACUUGAUGGGUUUUUAGUGCAGAAGGUUAUCUCUGUUUUCCACCUUUUGGCCCUAGUAAAUUUUUAAGAGUUGAAUUUAAUGAUUGGCGCGGUGUUUUAUUGACAUGUAUUGAUGUUUAGGGAUAAUCAGUGAAAAUUUUAUUAGCUAAGUUGUAUAGAGGACUACCAUAAAUAAUCUGUUUUGUUGAAUUUAUUUCGAGAUAUAUCUCCUUUUUCUUGAUUA
Molecule: messenger RNA, 1756 nt
Organism: Phoenix dactylifera (date palm)
Lineage: Eukaryota; Viridiplantae; Streptophyta; Magnoliopsida; Arecales; Arecaceae
Source: RefSeq, a predicted model, not a curated record